This is a messenger RNA of Bufo bufo (common toad), 3040 nucleotides long. It is a transcript of the gene THOP1, whose product is annotated as thimet oligopeptidase 1. The transcript is spliced from 13 exons. Gene Ontology annotation, cellular component: mitochondrial intermembrane space. The record is from RefSeq and is a predicted model, not a curated record. The coding region runs from base 16 to 2178 and encodes 720 amino acids. Lineage: Eukaryota; Metazoa; Chordata; Amphibia; Anura; Bufonidae. Gene Ontology annotation, biological process: proteolysis; peptide metabolic process. Gene Ontology annotation, molecular function: metalloendopeptidase activity.
CGCCUGCCCCAUGAGAUGCAGCAAAUAUGCAGACACAAACCUCUGCCAGAGCUGGAGGUCAGAUGGCAGUGCUGCGGGUGUGAAAGUAGCCUUAGAACCGACUACAACUGUAUCAGCCUGGACUGCAGAUUGAUACACGGUCAUAUGAUGGAGCUGCCUCCUAAGAAUGAAGAGAACCGUCUCCGAUGGGACCUUACUCCAGAACAAAUCUGCUCAAUGGCCGUCAAGCUUAUUGAGAAAACCAAGCGUGUGUAUGACACGGUGGGGAGCCUUGACCGGGAUUGUGUUACCUAUGAGAGCACCCUAAAAGCGCUGGCUGAUGUAGAGGUGGAGUAUUCAGUUGAGCGGAACAUGCUGGAUUUCCUUCAGCAUGUUUCUUCCGAUAAACAUGUCCGAACAGCGAGUACCGAGGCCGAUAAGAGCUUGUCCGAGUUUGACGUGGAGAAAAGUAUGAGGGAAGAUGUUUAUAGACAACUUGAGCACCUACAGACUGUGCUAUCUCCUGAUUCGCUGAAACCAGAGGCAAAGAGGUUCUUGGAAAAACUCCUUAAACUGGGUCAGAGGAAUGGCUUAAACCUUUCCUCAGAGAAACAGCAGAAAAUUAAGGACAUUAAGAAAAAAAUGAGCACGCUUUCCAUUGAUUUUAGCAAAAAUUUGAAUGAGGACAUUACUUUUUUAACUUUUUCUAGGGAGGAGCUAGGAGGCCUCCCUGAUGAUUUCUUGAACUCACUGGAGAAAGCGGAGGAUGGAAAACUAAAAGUAACUUUAAAGUAUCCCCAUUAUUUCCCUCUGAUGAAAAAAUGUUUUGUUCCGGAGACGAGGCAGAAGCUGGAGUUGGCUUUCAACUCUCGCUGCAAAGAGGAGAACAAUAAUCUCCUUCGAGAACUGGUGAAGCUUAGAGAAGAGAAAAGCAGUUUACUUGGGUUUGCCACACAUGCUGAUUUCAUCUUGGAAAUGAACAUGGCAAAGAGCAGCAAGACUGUGGCAUCAUUUCUAGAUGAAUUAUCCCAGAAACUGAAGCCUUUGGGAGAGAAGGAAAGAGCAGUCAUUUUAGAACUGAAAAAGAAGGAAUGUGAAAAGAGAGGACUUGAGUUUGAUGGGGAGAUCAAUGCUUGGGACAUGCGAUACUACAUGAACCAGGUGGAGGAGACCACAUACAGUGUGGAUCAGAAUCUUCUCAAGGAAUAUUUCCCAAUGGAAGUUGUGACUUCUGGUCUACUAGAUAUUUACCAAGAGCUACUGGGUCUAACCUUUGAGCUGGAAAAAGGUGCUCCUGUAUGGAACGAGGAUGUUACUUUAUAUUCUGUACGAGAUGCAAAGACAGGCCAGCUUAUGGGGAAGUUCUACCUUGAUUUAUAUCCUCGGGAAGGGAAAUAUUCCCAUGCAGCCUGCUUUGGAUUACAACCUGGGUGUCUCCUACCAGAUGGUAGCAGACAGAUAUCUGUUGCUGCAAUGGUUGCCAACUUCACCAAACCAACUCAGGAUGCACCAUCUCUUCUGCAGCACGAUGAAGUGGAGACGUACUUCCAUGAAUUUGGCCAUGUGAUGCAUCAGAUCUGUGCUGAGGCAGAUUUCGCAAUGUUCAGCGGAACACACGUGGAAAGAGAUUUUGUUGAAGCUCCCUCCCAAAUGUUGGAGAAUUGGGUGUGGGAGAGGGAAUCUCUGCAACGAAUGUCAAAACAUUACAAGACUGGAAGCCCCAUACCAGAUGACACAAUGGAGAAGCUCAUAAAAUCCCGUCUGGCAAACACAGGUCUUCUGAAUCUUCGGCAGAUUGUUUUAGCCAAAAUAGACCAAGUGCUCCACACACAGAAAAAUGUAAACCCUGUUGAUGAAUAUAGCAAUUUAUGUAAAGAGAUUCUUGGAGUCCCAGCAACACCAGGGACUAAUAUGCCUGCUACAUUUGGCCACCUUGCUGGAGGAUAUGAUGCCCAGUAUUAUGGAUAUUUGUGGAGUGAGGUGUAUUCCAUGGACAUGUUUUACACACGGUUCAAACAGGAAGGAAUUAUGAGCCAAAAGGUGGGCGCUGACUACAGAAACUACAUCCUGAAGCCUGGCGGAUCUUUAGAUGCUAGUGAAAUGCUGCGUAAUUUCCUUGGCCGUGACCCUCAGCAAGAUGCAUUCCUUCAGAGCAAAGGACUGACCAGUCUGGCGUGCCCUGUCCCCUCAGCUUGUUAAUAAAGUGGCAGCAUCUAAAUUAACCAGAGCACUCGAUAUGAACUGAGAGUGUAGUUUCAUGCUUAAAAAACACUACAAAAAUAGAUAAUUUGGAAUAUUAGUGUUGUCUUAUACUUCUGGACCCAUUCUCUUUACUGGAAAAAAACACGACAGUUUUCUUUACAGUUAAAAGCUCUUAAACUAUUGAUAUUACAAAUAUUGGGGCCAAGAAUGUAUUUUUUUUUUUAUUUUUCCCCCCAGAUUAAGAUGUUUGUAGGGUGCGAAUGUCUUUACAUGGCAGCUGCGGGUCUAAUUGAGGCCCCUAGGUCUGCCUUCUGUCUAUGCAUACUAGGCUGUGCCUAAUGGAUUGCAGUUCAUGCACUGUCCUACACAGUAAAAUCCCCAAGUAAAUCCCUAAGGGCUCUUUCACACAAGCGAGUUUUCUGUCCGGAUGUGAUGCGUGUAGUGAACACAUAGUAUACGGACUGAAUCCUGACCCAUUCAUGAAUGGGUCUAUUUACAUGUCUUUCAGGCAUAAUCUUUGCGUUCACAAAAAUCAUAGCAUGUUCUAUAUUGUGUGUUUUUCAUGCAGCCCUGGCUCUAUAGAAGUUAAUGGGGCUUGUGUGAAAAAACAUAAGGCAUCCGGAUGCAAUGCGUUUUUCACUAAUGACUGCUGGGAGAUGUAGAUUAUUAUACAUCAGUUUUUCUUUACGUCAAAAAUGCAUACAAUCCGGAUGGAAAAACGGCACACACUGAACGCAAUUGCUGAAAAAACUUAUUGAACUUGCGUGCAGAACCAUCAGUUUUUUGUCCUAAAUACAACUUGACUCCUUCUAUAUCACUUUUGUGAAAGAGGCCAAAGUUUUGAAAUGGGGCAGAAAAA